Molecule: messenger RNA, 965 nt
Organism: Cuscuta epithymum
Lineage: Eukaryota; Viridiplantae; Streptophyta; Magnoliopsida; Solanales; Convolvulaceae
Source: the annotation of a GenBank genome assembly
GUCCACAUUAUUGAUCUUAGCCCAUCUGAACAUUUUCAGUGGCUGAGCCUUCUCCGUGCCAUGAGUACACGCCCAGAAGGCCCUCCUCAUCUAAGGCUCACAGGUGUUCACGAGAAUAGAGUGGUUUUGGAAAAAAUGGCUCGACAACUUAAUGCAGAAGCUGAGAAACUGGAUAUCCCUUUCCAGUUUAACCCUAUUGUGAGUAAACUAGAGGAUCUUGAGAUGGAGAUAAGUCUUCAUGUGAAGAUGGGGGAAGCUCUCGCCAUUAGUUCCGUGCUUCAGCUUCACCGCCUCUUGGCAUUCGAUUGUAACUCCACCGGGCCUUCUUCUUCGUCUUCACCAAAGAUCAUCACUUUCUUGAGCGCUUUGCGGAGCCUAUCCCCGAAGAUCAUGGUGAUCACCGAGAAAGAUUCUGACCACAAUGGGCUUCUUCUGGAAGAGAGGUCAAUCCAGGCUCUGAACUACUAUGCGGCGCUCUUUGACUGCAUGGAAUGCACCGUUCCACGAGCUUCUGUUGAGCGCCAGAAGGUGGAGCACUUGCUUUUCGGGGAGGAAAUAAAGAACAUUGUUUCUUGUGAGGGUGUCGAGAGGAAGGAGAGGCAUGAGAAAGUAGAUAAAUGGAUUGCUAGGCUCCAGCUCUGUGGGUUCAGGAGGGAGCUUUUGAGCCAUAGGGUGAUGAUGCAUGGGAACAGGUUAUUACUUGAUCAAAAUAACCACAUUGGGUACAACAUCAAAGAUAGAGAUGGGUGUUUCCUCAUUUGCUGGCACGAGUACCCCAUCUUUUCUAUUACAGCUUGGAGCUUCUACAGGUACAAUGGUGUUGGAUAAGUGUACCUCCCAUCUCAUCCAUAUUGUCUAAACAUUGUUGUAUAAUAACAAAUUACUUUCCUAUAGCAAUUGUGUUGUUUUGUUUAUGUUCAUGUAAACCUCUUUCUAUUUUCCAUGCAUGCAAUUUUCAUCUUCUU